AUGGAUCCUCUCGUCGAAGCCGAGGUGGCCAAGCUCGAGGGCGACGCCAUUCCUUUCCGUGCCGUGCCCAAUCACGUCCAUAGCACCUGGGCAAAGACCUUCCUGUCUCGGCCCGAGCUCUAUAUCCGGCCCCAGACCAGCGAUGAGAUCGAGAAGAUCAUCAAGCUCGCCCGCGCAUGUCGGCGUCGCAUCACCAUCACGGGGUGCGGCCAUUCGCCUAGCUCCAUGACCUGCACCUCGUCAUGGCUCGUGAACCUCGAUGACUUCAAUGCCAUCCUCUCUGUCGACAGACCGACCGGCGUUGUGGUCAUGCAGUCGGGCAUACGUUUGUUCCAACUCUGCCAGAGCCUCGAGAAGUACGGUCUUGCUAUGCCCAACCUUGGAAGCAUCAACCAGCAAUCCAUUGCUGGAGCCAUCUCUACCGGCACCCACGGAUCCAGUCUCCGCCACGGUCUCAUGUCUGAGAACAUUCUGUCCCUUCGUAUUAUUAUUGCCGACGGUAGAACGCAUGUGUGUUCCCCUAGCCAGAACCAAGAGCUGUUUCGCGCCGCUCUCCUGUCCCUGGGCGCACUUGGCAUCAUCUCCGAGAUCACCUUCCGGACCGUGCCGGAGUUCACGCUGCGAUGGAAGCAAGUCAUCGAUGCUGAUGUCAAGAUGCUUAAAGCUUGGAACAAGGACCUAUGGACCCACGCCGAGUUCGUCAGAGUGUGGUGGUACCCCUAUACCCGUAGGGCUGUGGUAUGGUCGGCGCAGCAGACCUCCGAACCGCUAGCUGACCCCCCUACAUCCUACUACGACGGCGCACUGGGAUACUACAUCUACCACAACCUGCUAUAUCUGGCACAGAAAGUCCCGCGCAUACUCCCGUGGGUCGAGUGGUUCGUCUUUGGCAUGCAAUACGGCUUCAGGAACGGCACCACCACUGAAGCCGUCCAGCCUAGCCGCAAGGCCCUGCUGAUGAACUGCCUGUAUUCGCAGUACGUCAACGAGUGGGCCAUCCCACUGCACAAGGGCCCCGAGGCCCUGCGACGCCUCAGCAGCUGGCUCAACCAGCUCUCACCCGACGAUCCGGACUAUGUGCCGCACAACAUCCCCUUCUCGGCCAAGGCACUGUGGGUGCACGCUCCUGUCGAGGUGCGCGUCUCUGACACAUCGGCGCCGCACCUCGAGUCCCAGCGGACGGGCAGCAGGCCGUAUCUCGAUCCCACGAUGGACGACGGCCCGACUCUGUACCUCAACGCCACGCUCUACAGGCCCUAUUACAACGACCCGCCGUGUCGGGCUCGCUACUACGAGGGCUUCGAGUGGCUGAUGCGCGACCUAGGCGGACGGCCGCACUGGGCGAAGAACUUCGAGACCGACGGGGCGGAGCUCGAGCGCAUGUACGGUGCCAACAUGCAGAAGUGGCGCAAGGUCCGCGAGAGUGUCGAUCCCGCCGGCAUGUUCGUUGGGCCCUGGCAUCGCCGCCAUGUCAUGGGCAGUGGACAGACCCUCACGCACGAGGAGGUCGCAAUCGGAUUCAACCAAGUGUACGAUAAGGGCGUACACUUCGAGGGUGUGGUUGGGGUUGCUCGGUAG
Molecule: messenger RNA, 1578 nt
Organism: Anthostomella pinea
Lineage: Eukaryota; Fungi; Ascomycota; Sordariomycetes; Xylariales; Xylariaceae
Source: the annotation of a GenBank genome assembly